AUGCUUUCCGGCCCGGAUCCAAACUCAUAUAAAAAACCAGGGCUCAAACUCGUCCUCGAGGAGCCACGAUACGAUGGCAAUGGGGGAGCCCAUCCCAUCACCACGCCGGUGGUCUCCCACCUAUAUACCCCGAAGGCGCACACCACGGCGCCCCAUAGAUCGCGGCCCAGUUUGCGUGUCGCCCUUCCGCUCGUUUCGCUUGAAGGCCCUGCUCCUAACUUUCCUGAAAAGCCCAGAAGGCCGUCAAAAGCACCGGCCGAUCACAAAUUACGAACAUGGCGCUCAGACCAGAAUCUUACUUGCGGUAGCCUGGAGACAUUCGGUCUUCUACCUAGUCCGCCUAUAACAGAAUCGCGCCCCGCAAGUGUUGGUCCAGAGCUAUCUUACUUUGAUUCUCAGUCCUCGGAUGAAUCAAGCCCGCCAAGUGUCGGAAAAGCAGAGAAGGACGAGUCUGAUACCCCUCGACCGGAUCGUUCCACAACGCCUGCAACGCUCGAAAUCGGAGAAAGAAUACAGUACACAGCGUACCGUCCCCCAGAUUGGAAAAAUAAACCGCGAACAGAUGUCAUGAAUGUUCAUGAAGCCCACUCAGAGUUCGUACGCCAGUGCGAGUCGAGCAAUGCACAGGAGUCAAGAGCCGAAUCUCCCGAGAAGCCUGCAACCCCAACGCUGGUCCACAGCGAGAGAGUCCUUGUUCCUGGGAGUUCACCGAGACCUCAACGCCCUCGGACUGGGACAGCCUCGAGUGAAGCUAGCUGGGUACCGACCAAUUUCUCAUACUGUGAAAGAUGGUUGCAAGGUGUGCCAGUUGACAAAAUGAAUGACCAAAAUUCUUCUACAAAGGAGUUCAACAAUCGGCGCAAGUUUCAAAUUGUCGAGAAUGAUCCUCCAAUGCCAAAACUGGACAUAAUCCCAGGAGCAAAAGCCCUUGAAGAACCUGUAAGAUUUGUUGUUGCUAGCAAGACAAAGCCAAAGCUUGUCGACAUCGCUCGACAAUCAUCACCAUCACUUCCCCUGCUCCCACCUCUAUCAUUGCUGCCACAGGUUGUACCGACAACCCCAGAUCAGCGCCAAGAAGAAGUAUCCGCAUUUAGCCCGGACACUCCGCUUAAUCUAUCAGAUAGUGGCUACGGAACUCGUGACUCCAGUUAUUCCUUCGAUAGCUAUGAUGAUAGGAAAGGUGAUGACGACGACGAUGCAUAUACCGACCCAGGGUCAUUGACCUCUUCGGAUAGCGUCGGUUCAACAGUGAUCGGUGAACGGCCUGACACCGCGCAGGGAGAGCGCGAGACAAGCCCACAACCUGAAAUCAGAUCGGGCAGCGUGAGCCCAAAGGCAUCAUCACCACCAACAGUUCAUUCACCAGGACAGACUUCUAUCAUAUCCGAAAAGGAGAAUGAAAAACCACGGCUAUGGCACCAUGACUGGACGCUGGACGAUCAUGAAUGGACCCUAGAUGAGCUGGACCACUCAGUUAAGGAUUUUCCCCGCCAUAUGCUCCGGCUCGCAUCCCCUGUUAUUGUAUUCCUUCGCAAAAAUGACGAAAAGGCCCUUAUUAAGCCCUUCCGCACUAUAUUCCCCGGUGUCACAGAAAACCUACUCGACUGUCUCUGUGCUGCCCUCCUCGCUCGAAACUACCUCCUUUCUCUACCAAACCUUCACCGAGCCAAGCCGCCUGUCCCUUUGCACAAGGAAGCAUACACAGUGGACGGCGUCCCGAAAAAAGCAUACACCACCUUAGGCAUCCAGCUUCCAUCUGGGUCUACUAGCAAGCCCAAGGAUCACCUUUUCAACUCUCGAAGCAAAGACCUCCAGGCACACCUUGAUCGAACCGUGGACAAUCUGUUAUUCGCCAUCUGUGGCCGAUCAGAUCCUACUCUGAAAUCAGCCGUUGAAGUCCUCGCCCAAGUGCUUGAAACCAAGGCUUAG
Molecule: messenger RNA, 1929 nt
Organism: Penicillium griseofulvum
Lineage: Eukaryota; Fungi; Ascomycota; Eurotiomycetes; Eurotiales; Aspergillaceae
Exons: 4
Coding region: 1-1929 (642 amino acids)
Source: RefSeq, a predicted model, not a curated record